AUGAUCCAUAAUUUAAUUGCACUUUACAGCACGCGAUUAGCAUUUCCCUACAGAAGAGAGCCAAAUUCAACGUGUUCGUGUAAGCCCGAAAUUGAUCCGGUCUGUGUGCGGGAAGGACCAUACCAGUACACAUAUUCAAACAAGUGUGUUUUCCAAUGUGCCCAGGAAAAUAAAAAAGAUUUGGUAUUGUUGUAUGAGGGGUCGUGUUGUUCGGCAAGAUAUUGCAACAUGUUCGAGCAACCUGUGUGCUCAGAAGGACAAAUGUAUCAAACAGUAUGCGAGUUUGAAGAACGACAGUGCAUCGAGUUCAAAUUAUUCAAAAAUCAUAUUUCUAUGGACUCGAGCCAAGAAAAAUGCUCUUGCACUGCCCCCUGUCCAACAGAGUGGAAUCCAGUAUGCGAUAAAAAAGGUCAAACUCAUGCAAACUUUUGCACUUUUUUGAACUCAAAGUGUUAUCAUAAAAACCAAUUAAAUGAAUCGCUGGAAGUUGACUACUCUGGUGUAUGCUGCGAAGAUAUGUGUUCGGCCGGCCAAACAUCGCUGACCGUUUGUGAUUCGGAAGGAAACACGCAUACCGAUAUAUGUUCUUUUUACAUCGCAAAGUGUCGUCAAAUGAGACGAGGAAUUGGCAAAAAACGACUGCAAAUUGCCGGUGUUGGCCCGUGUAAGCCGAAAAAUCCCUUCUUCCGGUCAUUUGAUUAUUUUGUGAAUCGAUCUGUGAAUUAUAGUCAAACAAAUACUAAUCGAGUAGUAUAAGAAGUAAUUGCCAAUAAAUAUGCCAAAAUCAGCUU
Messenger RNA from Caenorhabditis elegans, 791 nucleotides. It is a transcript of the gene ZK813.6, whose product is annotated as Kazal-like domain-containing protein. The transcript has 6 exons. Gene Ontology annotation, molecular function: serine-type endopeptidase inhibitor activity. The record is from RefSeq and is marked reviewed. Lineage: Eukaryota; Metazoa; Nematoda; Chromadorea; Rhabditida; Rhabditidae. Bases 1 to 756 code for a protein of 251 amino acids.